GAUGAUGAUGAAUAAUAGCAAUAGCAGGCUGAAAGAAGGCGCUAACUGAGCGCGUUGUGAGUGACAACGGUCAGCAGUCAGUGAAGCUCAUGAGUACGUUUUGCUAGUUUCGCUUGCUUUGAGACAAAGUUUUUUAAGGACAAACUAUUGUAAGGGCUGUUACCGUCGCUGUGCCGCCAAGUCAUGAAGUAUGUUCUGGUCACCGGCGGGGUCAUCAGUGGGGUCGGGAAAGGAAUCAUCGCCAGCAGCAUCGGGACCAUCCUCAAGUCCCACGGCGUACGAGUCACCAGCAUAAAGAUCGAUCCUUACAUCAAUAUUGAUGCGGGCACCUUCUCCCCAUAUGAACACGGUGAAGUCUUUGUACUGGAUGACGGCGGAGAGGUAGACCUUGACCUUGGUAACUACGAGCGGUUCCUAGAUGUUACCCUGCACCGAGACAACAACAUCACCACGGGCAAAAUCUACCAACAGGUCAUCGACAAGGAGCGCAAGGGGGACUAUUUGGGCAAGACCGUUCAAGUUGUGCCUCAUAUCACCAAUGCUAUACAGGAUUGGGUGACAAAGGUCGCAGAGACGCCGGUCGAGGGCAAUGAAAGAGCCGACGUGUGCAUUAUUGAGCUGGGCGGCACCGUGGGUGACAUUGAGGGCAUGCCCUUCAUCGAGGCUUUCCGACAGUUCCAGUUCCGUGUGAAGAAAGAAAACAUUUGCUGCGUUCACGUCAGUCUCAUUCCCCAGCCUAAAACGACAGGUGAACAGAAGUCGAAGCCGACACAGUCGAGUGUGCGAGAGCUCAGAGGUCUUGGUCUCUCCCCGGAUGUUAUUGUUUGUCGUAGUGUGACUCCACUGGCGGAGAAUGUGAAGGACAAGAUAUCGUUGUUUUGCCACGUUGACCCAGAACAAGUGUACUGCGUCCAUGACGUGACCUCCAUCUACCGAGUGCCGCUGUUGCUCCAAGGUCAAGGUGCGGACGAUUUCCUCAUCAAAAGGCUGCAGUUGCAGACGUCUCAGGUGUCCAGAUCGAAGCAUCUGAUCGCGCGCUGGAGGGAGCUGGCAGACAGGCACGACCGUCUCCUGAAGGAAGUGUCAAUUGUGCUGGUGGGGAAGUACACAGAGCUGUCGGACUCUUAUGCCUCGGUCAUCAAAGCUCUACAGCACGCCUCCCUGGCCGCCAAUCACAGGCUGGACUUAAAGUGUAUCGAGGCAGCAGAUCUAGAGGAAUCAACGCGGCAGGAAAACCCGCAGAAAUAUCACGAGGCUUGGAAGGAGCUGGUCGCUGCGAACGGACUCAUAGUUCCCGGCGGGUUUGGAGUCCGAGGCUCAGAAGGAAAAAUCAGAGCCUGCCAUUGGGCCCGCACAAAGAAGAUUCCCUUUCUCGGAGUGUGCCUGGGCCUGCAGUGUGCAGUCAUUGAGUUUUCCAGAAAUGUCCUCAAGUGGGAGGACGCCAACUCCACAGAGAUGAACCCAGACACUUCGCACCCAGUGGUGAUUGAGAUGCCAGAGCACAACACGGGUCAGAUGGGAGGCACCAUGAGGCUGGGCAAGAGAAAGACGCUGUUCAAGACGGAGAAAAGUAUCAUGCGCAAACUGUACCGUAACCAAGACAGCGUGGAGGAGAGGCAUCGUCACAGAUACGAGGUGAAUCCUGAGAUGGUGGCCGUGCUGGAGGAGAAAGGCAUGAGGUUUGUGGGUCGCAGCGAAGACGGGGAGCGGAUGGAGAUCAUGGAGAUGGAAGAUCACCCAUUCUACGUGGGCGUCCAGUUCCACCCCGAGUACAUCUCUCGCCCGCUGCAGCCCUCCCCGCCCUACCUGGGCCUCCUCCUGGCCUCCUGCAAGAAACUCUCCUCCUUCGCCAGCCAAGGCUUCCGCCCCUCCCCGCGCAUGUCCUUCUGCGAGGACUCCGAUGGAGGGACUGACGGGGACUCUCUACUUGACGAAAAAGACGACGCCGCGCCUUGAUUUAGUAGAUGUACCACCCCCGUCCUUGAGUUGAAUAUAGCUUUAGGCCAUUCCAUGAACGAUGAAACUGAAGUGACAAAUGUAACAACGAGAUAGAAAAUGAGAAAUAUGAAAUAAAUAGAUUUCCUUUUUCUUUUCAUUGAUUCUCGUGGGGAAAUCUGGUUUACAAUGGCGUAACAUAUAUUAUACAUACGCAAUUACGAAGCAUGAAUACAUAAAUACAUAGAGAUGUAAAUACACACCCAUGCUGAAACACUCAGAUGCACUACAAACACUCCGAAGCUGGUCACCGUUGUGUGGCACCUCAUUUUUUUUUAGCUACGGUGAUGAUGUCUUGCUCAAGGACACACACACACACACACACACACACACACACACACACACAACUGCUGACAUUUGCUUGACACUAUUUCUGAGACUGAACUGUGAACUCAUUGACCACUCAGCCGUCGGAUGACGACCUCAUGAAAAAAAUUCUGCACAAUGACAGAGCCAUUUCUUCAUGUUAUUUCCUUUUUUUUUUUUUCCCAAAGGCAAACUUUUUCUAACCUUAAAAAAACAAAACAAAAAAACAACCCAAAAACAAAAAUGGCUCUAUCACUGUUCAUAUAUAUUUUUUUUUUAGCAGGCUCAUUAUCCCUUCUUUCUGUGCAUCACCUUGUGGUUUUGUUUUUCCUGGAAUGGCCCCCUUUAUGUGUUCCUGUAGUCUUCUUUUCAGAGUC
Molecule: messenger RNA, 2678 nt
Organism: Aplysia californica (California sea hare)
Lineage: Eukaryota; Metazoa; Mollusca; Gastropoda; Aplysiida; Aplysiidae
Product: CTP synthase 1
Exons: 16
Coding region: 184-1956 (590 amino acids)
Biological process (GO): pyrimidine nucleobase biosynthetic process; CTP biosynthetic process
Cellular component (GO): cytoophidium; cytoplasm
Molecular function (GO): identical protein binding; CTP synthase activity
Source: RefSeq, a predicted model, not a curated record